CGUGAAUUGGACCAUUUUCCUGUCCUGCUAAGCAUUCAACAUGUAACGAGUACUUUUGGGUGUCAGGGAAAAUGUAUGAGUAAAAAGCACAUUGUUUUCUUCAGGAAUGUAGUGAAGUAAAAGUAACAGUUGUCAAAAAUAUAAAUAGUAAAGUACAGAUACCCAAAAAUACCCUUUAAAGUAUUUUUACUUAAGUACUUUACACCACUGUAUGAAUCAAAUAAUACAGUAAUAAUUGUACGUGUUUGUAACAUGUUCAAUGCAUUAUCCAGUUCUAUACAACUAAUUGAAUAUAAAUGUAUAAAUCCAGUAUAUAAAUGUCACUGAACCUGUGCCAUUUUUCAGGAAACAACAAUCUGAAUCAAAAAUAGUAAUCCAGUUAUCAGGUAAAUUUGGCACUACUGAAUUUAUAUGAAAAUAAUGGUAAUUUGUCCUCAAGUGUUCAUACGCAAUUCUCAGAAGAUAUUCCUUACCUCUCAAAGCAAGACACACAACAACAACGAAAUUCCCCCUUCCCCCGUCGUGCCUAAGAACAGCCCUUAGCCGUGGUACAGUAUAUUGGCCCUAUGCCACACGCCCUCAUGCCUUAUUGCUUGAUUACACAGUGGAAGCUCAAAUAGUGAGACAAAUCAAUUCUUAUAAAAUGUAAGAGAUAUACAAGUAAGAUGUUUUAUAAAAUAUCAUAAUGAGAUUUCAAUAAAAAAUAAUUGUUUGAUUACAUUUUUAGUAAAUUCCUACUUCAACAAUAACAUAUAAUUCGCUUGAUCAAAAUUAAAGGUAGUGAUUCAAAACCUCGAUUGGAAAUGGAAAUUCAAAUGAACUACGUAGCUCUGUUUUACGGGAGGCAUUACAUAAGUCUUAUCAAUGACAUCGAUCUAGAGAUAGGUGCUGGUAUGACACCGAGGUGGGUGUAGAUGUUUGUAUGGAUGCAGGCAUUUAUUUACAUGUAUACAUAGACUCACCUGAGUAUCAGAGGUCAUACAGAGAAGACACACCUGGAUCAGCACUACACAGGUCAUACAGCCCAGCAGAGAAGACACACCUGGAUCAACACUACACAGGUCAUACAGCACAGCAGAGAAGACACACCUGGAUCAGCACUACACAGGUCAUACAGCACAGCAGAGAAGACACACCUGGAUCAGCACUACACAGAAUCCAACCUAGGAACACCAAUGGCAAGAACUAUGGCAAAAUAUACAGGAAAAAGUCUCUCAAUCAUCACCUGGAAUAUUUGUGGUGUUAAACCCACAAAACGCAGCCCAAAUAAAUGUAUUGAUAUAAUGAAGUGUGGCAGGAAUGGUGACAUAAUCUUCCUUCAAGAAACUCACAUUGGACCUAACUGCUAUAAAGUGAUGGAAAGACAUGGAUGGGAAGAGAUGAAAAUACAUUGGAGCUCUUACUUUACAGUUUACUCUCCGAAUAGCAAAGGAGUGGCCAUACUGGUGAAUAAAAAACUAAAACCACACUAUGAGUACAUCUGCCAUGAUGAAGAUUACGCUGGUGGCUACAUUGUGCUGUUCUGUCACAUGUAUGGUCAACUCUUCACGCUCGUGAACGUGUACAAUCAUAAAGAAGACAAGCAAGUACUGGGGAGGCUGUCUCAGUAUCUUCAGGAGAUGAAGAUCGGAACUUUCGUGAUUGGGGGGGAUUUCAACACAGUUUUGGACCUUGACUUUGACAAUCGUACAGCAUCUGAACAUAAACGGCACACAUCCCUACGACCUCUCCUGCAGAGUUUCAUUUCCUCACUGAACCUCCAAGACACAUGGGCAAGACUACACCCAACAGAAGAAGCCUUCACUCAUUCUCAGAACACCAGCCACUCCCGGAUAGAUAUGUUCUUCAUGCAUCAGGACAAAGCCCCAUUUGCCCAGAGCUGUGAGAUUCACACUGACUCAGGGAUUUCAGAUCACAACCCUGUGUCUCUGAAGAUCCAUGUUCCUAAAAUAGGAAGUACGUUAACAGAUGUUCAUCAAAAGCUGAGGAAGUUGGGCGAUGGUGAACUAAAAUACAAGACCAAAUUAGAUAGAAGAGCAGGACAAAUCAGUGGGGCAGAAGUCCUUGUGGCAAUGAAAUCCCUGACCGACUCAUCAAAUGGACCAAGGGAAGGGGACCUCAUGGAAACAGAGACAUUAAAGCAUGAAUACAAUGAAAUACUCAGCGGGAAGAGACAAAUACCUGAUGGAUUCAAUAUGUCAGUUAACCGAGAGAAGAAAAUAUUUGCCACAAUACUUGCCAACCGUCUGCAGAUGUACCUAGAACCCUCGUUCACAAGAAGUAUUAACAUACCACCAAAGAGUUUGCCAUACAUAGUUUAUCUGGGCAGGCAACCAUUGAUUAAGUCAAAUUUCUUAAAAAAGGCACUGCUGUCCAUUGACAUUAUUUCGUCUCCUCCUAGAGACUUCAAAAUCCUAAAGCAGGUGCUUCCUCGGGACUUGGACAUCUUGUGGAAGUUACUCCCAAUGGUUGAAGGUUCCUCGGGUCACAAAAUAAAUCUACAGGAUCAAUGCCCCCUCACCCCAGCACUACUCCAUCUGUGUCUGAAGUACAUGGAGCACAGAAUCCAGAAGACAGGCACAGUCCUUAGUGUUAGCCGUCAAAGACUGAGUCUUUUUAUACACAUGGAACAAAAGAAACAGCCUUUGGUGUUCAAACUACUCUUUAAAAUCAGAAAGGAGUCUGACCUGAGUUUUAAGGUAUUUGAAGGUAACAUCUUAAGUGGAAGAUGGACAUUCAAAUUAAAGGAAACGUUCUCAUAAAAAUAUUAGAGAAACUGUUAUUGUUCUCUAAAUGUGGAUAUUGCCUUCAGCUUCAAAAUGAGAAAAACAAAAUACCAUGAAAAUAUAAGAAACAUAUAUGGAACUACCUCCAUGAAGUGUUGAACCAGUGCUCUCCAUACUGCAUGCUAUGGGCUGUCAUGACGUUGCCCUCUUUGGACACAGUGAGCACCAUCCCCCUACCUCUGCACCAUCUCUCUCUGUCUCCUACACCCAGGCUGCUGUGGUCAGAGAGGUCGUAAAUUCCUGGAGGAGAUUAUCUCCUCAUGGCCACAGUAUAGAGAGAGAGUGAGUUUUCAGAGGGAACAAAGGAAUUUCUUCCACCUCACAGAACUGGAGGUCCGAACAAUAUUUAUGUUCUGGAGAAUGUAUAAAAGAUCGGCGAAGAAUCCAGCUACGAACUGGUCCAUUUGGUACAAUUUUGUGAAACUCAUGAGAGACAAUACGGCCACAUUACCAUAACACUGUUUAUACAAUAGCCUCAGUUAUGAGGCUUACAUCUAAUUGUUGUAUAAAAUGAAUGAGUAAAGAUGAUACUAUUUGUGAAAUGAUGUGAUGCUAUGUAAUGAUGUUAAUGUGAGAGAAUUGUAUUUCUGUUUAAAGUUUCACUAAGUCAUUGGCACGCCCCCAGGAGCACAGACAUGACCUGGCGUCAUGAGACAGCCCUUUUCUAUGUUCCGAAUAAAACCCCCACCUGGGUUUUCUAUCACCAGACCAGCUUACCUCGAUAACGAGAGGGCCAAGGUUUGAGACCAGACCAGUACCUCUAUCACAGAGGGAAAUAAGGUUUAAGUAGAUCGCUGAAUCUUUUAACCAUCCCACGUGGUUAAACUCUUAGACUAUCGAUACCGACAGAAUAAGAACAAGUCUUUGAUAUUAAAUUACUAGUCUGCAGCUAGGAAUUCGGUAUCAUUGAAUGCGAAGACCGACAACCCCCGAAACAUUAUUCUUUAAUGACAUGAAUGAAUGUCACUCUCAACUAUCCAUUCUAACCACGAGAGAGAGAGAGGGCGGACAAACUCUCCAACAGAAACAAACUUUUCAACAGAGAUCCCAACGACACACUGAGCGUAAAUAUAUAUAUUGAUUGCAAUUAUUCCCGAAUGAGUGAGCGUUCAUGUGCAAAGGGUUAGCAUUUCAAUUGUUAUAAUUAUCAACUUUGUAGUGUCUUUUAUCUUUUGCGCCCUUCUCAGUCCCUUUGUCUAACAAGCCGCCAUGCCGGUUUAGCCCACUAGGGCACAUUCCCCUAUAAUUUCUUUGUAACCAUUGUUUGUUUGUGUUAUGCAUUUCUGUGAGUACUUAGUUAGUAAAUAAAUGAUUUUAAGACAAUUGAUGUAUGGAUGACUCAUAGUGAAGACUGGGUUCGUGCAGAUAACCAACAAUUUACGACGUUUGGAAUGAGACUAACGUGAGGUAAAUAAUAAUUCAUUAAUCAGAAGACUAAGUGAUCAGAUCUUAAAAAUCUGAAAAUUAUACUAGGAAAAUUAUAACUUUGUAAUCUGAAUAUUUUCCUUGGUGCCCCGACGUCCUAGUUAAUUAGUUACAUGAUUAAGUAGUUUAAUCACGUAAUAAUAAUUACAGAGAAUUUUUGAUAAAGAUGAAUCUUCAGUUUAAUGAUGCCAAAGACACGACAGGGCCCUGAGCGCCUGUUCAGUCAUCUCCAGACCCAUGGCUGGCUUCAGUCAUCUCCAGACCCAUGGCUGGCUUCAGUCAUCUCCAGACCCAUGGCUGGCUUCAGUCAUCUCCAGACCCAUGGCCAGUCAGCCAGCCAGACCCACACCACAACCCGGACUUGUGAUACCGGAAGGGAAAUCAUACUCAACUACGAGAGAUGGGAUCGCAAAGGAAGUAAAGAUGGAACCAAAGUGAAGGUCAAACCCAGAAACAAUCCUACAGAGUCAUCAAGUUAGAUCAUAAACAAUCAAAUAAGAGGAAUUAGACUUCAUAUCCAGGGAUAUUGAAUACCUGGCCCUAUACAUUACUACCUAUAUAAAUGUAAAUGUAUUUUCAAAGGUAUGGGUUAUUUAGAUUUAACUGUAUCUUCAUUUUUUAAAAUCAUAUUGCUCUAUUCAUCGUUGAUUAUCUGUCUUGAUAGGAAUAUAAAUAACUACUGUACAUAUUAUACUGUAUAGAUGUUUGAGGUAACCUAUGAUGUAUGAAGGAGCAUUACUCCCAGGAGUAUGCAAUGCCUCAGUCUUAUCAGGGUUCUGCCAACUGUACAUCAAAUAUAAACUCAACUCAAUAUUCUGUUGGGUUUCUCAGGUUACAAUGGCCUUUCAAACCACAAGGUCAUCUGAAGUCCCUGAGGUCUCAUUAUGAACAUACUCCUAUGCAUUGUACAUAAUAUGUCUUCCACAAAUAAAGGUGUGUAUUUGUA
This is a messenger RNA of Salmo salar (Atlantic salmon), 5157 nucleotides long. The record is from RefSeq and is a predicted model, not a curated record. NCBI's taxonomy places the organism in Eukaryota, Metazoa, Chordata, Actinopteri, Salmoniformes, Salmonidae.